UUGGCGACUCUGGCGUUCUUGAAACGCGAAGGACGAAACUUUCGUAGUAUUUGGGUCUUCUAUUUAUAAUAUUGACCAAGUACUUCGUAUAUGUGUUAAUGUCUUUGGGCUGAACUUGGGCGAUUAGAAAUGAAAGGGAGUACUUUUCAAACAAGACGGGUGCAUCUGGGUUUACUUUUCAUAGCAUGUGCUGCGGUGGUUAUAUUCUCAAUGAAAAAAUAUGUUGACCAGAUCACUAUUGAGACAACUCCUCUUCCCAUUUUGACAUGCAAACCGACAUCAAAGACAGACAAGCAAGUUCUCAGCGUAAAAUUACGAUCACUUUCCAACGGCAUCAUGGAAUUACAACGUAUUCUCUAUACGUCAUCCAAACAUUUUAAAACUUUGGGUAACCAGGUUAAAAUGCUGAACAAAAUGCUUGAAAUUCUACAAGAUGAAAAAGUGUCGAAAAACCAGGAAGUUUGCCCAGAGAAGUUCGAGAGUAAGGACUUCAUCGACAGUGCACCAUAUUAUCAUUUGAGAAAUUCUCACACAAAUUGCAAUGAAUUUGUACCAAUACACCAACUUAUUACCCUCUUGAUAUAUUUGCCAAGUGAAUUCAGCAAGCCUGCAAUGAAUUAUUUAGAAAUUAUGCAAAGUAUUGCAAAGUACUAUCCAGAGAUCACGGUAGUAAUGGCAACUGGUGUAACAUUGCCAAGCGCUGUUCAACAGGAGAUUUCAAAAUUAAAAAUAUCAUUUAAGAACGUGGUUAUUUCAGGAAAAAAAGGGGACGUAUGGUCAAAGUUGCUUGAUGAAGUAAAAACACCGUAUGUAUUGAUAGCGCCUUAUUUGACCCACUUUGAUGAUGAUAUUGAUUUGCAUCGAUUGGUACGAGUUUUGAGCAAUAAUGGCAACAUUGCGGUCGCAGGUGGUAGUUACAGAAAUUUAACUGGCCACUGGGACCUUGGGUGUCGGCAAACUUCGUUAAACUAUUGGACAGCAAAGUACAGCGUUGGGUACUUUGAAUCUUUGAAUGAAUGUGCGAUAUGUGAUUAUCUCCCUGGACCGUUUGCAGCAAAAACCGAAGUGUUAAAGAAACUCAAAUUUGAUCCGAGCCUUUCAGAUGGGGUAUUUCGCGAUCUAUUUUUUCGGUUGAAACGUCUAAAUAUAGCUGGCAAUCGUGCAGUGGUUUGUGCUGAUGUAAUGUUCAAUAUUGACACGCCAAAGAUCAAAGAUGAAGCAUUGGUUACUUUUGCUGGUAAGCAUGAUAUCAAGAAAAUUUUUGAUAGUGACGGCACCGUGAAGUGGUAUGGUUGCAGACGUGGACUAAGCUAUACAAAAGAUAAAAGAUGUAGCUGGCCAAAUGGUAUGGGUGCACCACCAUGUGAUCUCUGGAAUUUAGGCGAAGUGGUGAGAGUUGUGAUGCAAGAGUGUGAAAAAGGGGGUAUGCAGUGUGAAUACGCCGCCGGAAAUGUUUUAGGUGCAGUAAAGUUUGCGUCGGUUAUCCCGUGGGAAAAAGAUGCUGAUAUUCACUUUCACACGAAGAAUUUCUCUGCGUACAGAAAACUUGAAGGAAGAUUCAGAAGCUUAGGGUUUGGUUUUAGAGCUAGCUCAGGAGGUUUAGGGGGAUUUGAUAUUACCACGAAAAGAUGGCGGCUGUCUAUGUACGGCCGAAAGUCUCUUGAAGUCGGAGAUAUGAUAUCACAAGGCAAGUUCCCUACCCGUGUACCUAUGGCCGGGGCCUGGGUAACAAUUCCACGAAAUCCGGGAAUGUUUGCACGAAAUCAUUACGUCACUAACUAUUUCCGGCAUGCUGAGCAUCACGGGGGCGAUUCAUUCUACUCAGCAGGACAGUUUAAGAAAUGUCCAAAGCCAGGACAUUCAGGUUGUUUGGACCAAUAUCCAGCAGAUGGUAAUAUCCAGUUCUUGGACUAUGUACCAUGAAGAAUCUGAGAGGCUGAAAACUAAAAUACUUCAAGUGAAUGCGUACGGUGGCUCGAUACUUUUUUUUGAGAAUUUAGGUGGCCAACAUUUUAGGCUUCGAAUCUAAGAAUUUUUAAAAUUUAUUUAACAGAUAUUGGGAGUUUUUAUAUAUUUUGAUGUCACCACAGUACGUUAGGUUUAGUAACAGAUCAGAACAAACGAUUAACAAACUGUUAAAAAUACUAUAAUUUUCGCAAUAUUCAGAAUAAUCCAACAAUUAUAGAAUUUGUUUUGUUGUGAUGAAAGCAUAAAUGCACUGGUAUUGUUAUCGAACUAUAGUGAGAUGGAAACAAUGUUUUUGAGGUUUUUUUUUGCCAACUUGCCGGUACUAAUCUUCUAUAGUUUGCCCGGCUGCAAAUAAUUAGAUAAUAAUUUUACCUUAAACUCUGAUAAUAGUUGAGACACCUGUAGUGUGUUGUCUGAAAGAAAACCGGCUGAUAAUUUACUCAAUUAAGCCGUGUUUUUAGUAUAUUAUGAAUGUUGAAUCUAAUAAAAAGUAGAGGAGUAACAGAAGUUCUUUUUUCUGUGUAUUGACGUGCUCGAUUGCAUUUGGCUCUGG
Molecule: messenger RNA, 2521 nt
Organism: Dendronephthya gigantea
Lineage: Eukaryota; Metazoa; Cnidaria; Anthozoa; Malacalcyonacea; Nephtheidae
Exons: 4
Coding region: 130-1923 (597 amino acids)
Biological process (GO): protein O-linked glycosylation via mannose
Cellular component (GO): Golgi apparatus
Source: RefSeq, a predicted model, not a curated record